Messenger RNA from Penicillium alfredii, 1872 nucleotides. RefSeq lists its product as uncharacterized. The record is from RefSeq and is a predicted model, not a curated record. NCBI's taxonomy places the organism in Eukaryota, Fungi, Ascomycota, Eurotiomycetes, Eurotiales, Aspergillaceae. The annotation marks the transcript as partial. The transcript is spliced from 5 exons.
AUGGCACCUUCAGAUUCGGACCUUUCUUCGCUAUCAUCUGCACCGCCCACAGAUGACGAAGCCACCAUGGCAGUCGACAAGCCACUCGGGAUUGCUAAGUAUUUCAAGAAGGAGUCCGAGACGCCGCCGCCGAAACGGGCACCCUCACCACCACAUGAAUACGUUUUGGCAGACAACCCAGACAUUGCCUUCAUCGUCAUGUUCCGCGCGCGUUUCCACGACGUGUUCCCCCGGGGAUUACCACAUUACGGCCCCCAGGAUAUUGAGAUAGGCGUGGCCGAGUCCCCGCCUGGAGAAUAUAUCGAGCGACUUCUGUGCGCAUUGCUUGGGCUUGUUUUGAACCGCAAGAAGGAUGUUGAACGAAAUCACUACACUCGUCCUCUCGAAGAAGCGAUCCACACGCAUCAAUCGCAGUGGCCCAAGGCGUGGGAGGACAAAAACCCCCUGCGUGGGGGGCGUAACUUUGCAGCCAUGUCACCCGAAGAACGCCUGCAAUUACUCAGGGCUUUGGUCCUCUGGUCUUUGGGAUCAUCGGAAGCAAUUCAGGCGAAGAUCAAGGAAUCCUUCAAGCAGGCGCGCCAUGAUGACGACCUCAACCAGCCGCUUUCCGUCCAGCCCUGGGGUCGCGAUAGUUUGAAACGGCGAUAUUGGCUCAUCGAAGGACAGGACGAUACGCACUUUCGCCUUUACCGGGAAAGCAACCCAGCUUUGAAGCACGUCACUUGGUUUAGUGUUGCAGGAAGCAUUCCAGAGAUCCAAGCCAUCGCUGAUAAGCUCGAGGAAGAGAAAGGCACCAACAACAAGAAGCUCAGCGAAAGAAUUCGGCAUGCUAUUCCCCGCUUCGAAGCUUCAGAGGAGAAACGCAAGCGCCGCGAUUAUCGCCUCGCGCGAAAGGCUGCAUUCUCUCGACCGGAGCCUGGGUUUUCAAUGUAUGAGGGUCGUACGCGCGGAAAGAAGUUGAAGUAUACCUACUCCGAUGACGAAGAGAUAUUCUCGGACGACUUGUCAAGCCGACGCUCGAAUCGCGAUGCGCCUUCCACCGUCACUCCAGCUGAGUUUACACGGCCUCGGUUUACGGCAAGUGGGCGGCAGAUUCGAUCCCGUGCUGGGGGUCUCUAUGGCGAAGCCCUGCUCGCAGGCCAGCGUGGCGAUUCUGAAGAAGAGGAAGAAGAUAUUGCCAGACCCCAAAGGACACGAAACUCUACUCAUCCAAAUGGGUACUCGGGAUACAGUGUCGAGGACCUCGAGGAUGAAUCGGAAGCCCAUUCAAGCGGCAGCGAUAGCGGCAACGAGUGGCAGGGCGGCGAUGAUGGCGACGGAAAUGAUUUUGAGGGCGAUGAUGAGGACGAAGCGAGCGGCGAUGAGUCGAACUUAGACGGGGAGCCAGCUAGCCUCGUCGUGCAGCUUCGAUACGGCAAGCGCAAUACACCAGGCGGUCCCCCGGCUCCAGUGGAGGAGCCACCUCCUGCAAAAGACAUUCAGAUGAAAGAUGCCGGCGGACCAGGCGAUUCGUCUACUCGUUUACCACCUACACCGUUGUCCGCCGGCCUCGUGCCAGAGACAACCCAGCCGUUUCCGACAAUGGCUGCAACUUCUUCUAUCCCCUCUGUCCCAGCACCUCAGACAGCCUCGCAGCCUGCACCAGUCAUGGCUGCGCCAUUUAUUCCACCCACACAACACCCCCAAGCAACCGCACAGCAGGGAUCGAUUGCUCCCAGCGGGUUUUCAGGCCCAGCUUUCCCCCUGAUUGCCAACGCCGAGGUUGCGAAAGCCAACCAGCCAGCUGAGGCAAAUGGUACAGCUCGGCACGAUCCCACUGUUGUCCAAGUUGAAUCUGUCCUGACGCAACCAGCUCAGGCCCCUUUCAAACAA